Gadus morhua (Atlantic cod) is the source of this 2943-nucleotide messenger RNA. RefSeq names its product homeobox D3a (gene hoxd3a). Bases 826 to 2016 code for a protein of 396 amino acids. Gene Ontology annotation, molecular function: DNA-binding transcription factor activity, RNA polymerase II-specific; RNA polymerase II cis-regulatory region sequence-specific DNA binding. The transcript is spliced from 4 exons. Gene Ontology annotation, biological process: embryonic skeletal system morphogenesis; regulation of transcription by RNA polymerase II; anterior/posterior pattern specification. Lineage: Eukaryota; Metazoa; Chordata; Actinopteri; Gadiformes; Gadidae. The record is from RefSeq and is a predicted model, not a curated record. Gene Ontology annotation, cellular component: nucleus.
AAGCAUUAUGUUUAAAUGUAUAUCCAAUAACUAGUGCGUUUUGAUAACGCCGGCCCAUUGAGGAAUAUCCGUAUCCAAAGAUAUGAUUACAUAAUUACGCAUAGGGUGUUUCGCACCGUGGUAUCAUCAAAGCGAAACAAACACUGUAGUGCAUAUUUAGUGGACCUGCACACAAACAGAACGCAAUCAGGUCAGAGACGCCGGUGCGUGCAGCGGGAGCCACGUUGACCUACAUGUCUGAGAGGAAUAAACGCGAGCCAAAGGCACUGCCAUUUCCAAUGACAUUGCACCGAAUGUAGAAUCCCCCGGUCGUCGCGUUGGCCAUGGCUCACACACGGCCAUAUUUGAUUCCCAGCUGUUGGUAGCGGCCGCGCCGAGCGAAGACAGCCCCCCCCCUAAGAUGUAUUAAACUGUGCUGUCUGCAUUGUGAGAUAUAAUUCCGGAGACUAUACCACUAGGCUCUCUGUGCUUGACCACGUGAUUGUCUAAAUAAUUAAUGCAGCACGUCCCCCUAGAAGCGCCGCGGCGUCAUUAAUCCAGAGGACUCUAUCAGACUUGAAAACUGAAGCGAUCCCCAAGAAAAUAAUAUCCGACCGGUCCGGUACUCGGAGCGACUGUAUCCGUCACUUUAGCGCAACAUCCGAGGGGCAAUGGAUGCUCGGUCCAGAUGUGAGCAGUGAUGAAUGCGUGAGGAGUAGGAAGCACGUCUGCGCAAAUUACGGCCACACAAAAGAGCGACAGUGGGAAACACCCAUCACGUGAUCGCAGAUCCCCCCCAUGCCAUUGGCCAGAGGCGUCGGCCUGCUUUCGCCUUGAACCCACACCAUGCAGAAAGCAACGUACUACGAUAACUCUGGACUUUUUGGAGGCUAUUCCUACCCCAAACCAGACUCCUAUAACUAUGGCCCGGCGGCCCACCAGGCCUAUACCACGUCCAGCCUCGAGAAUGACUACCAGGCCUCGGUGUGUCCAAUUCAGACCACGGCGGUUCGCCCCCCCACCCUUAAGGACACGGACCUAAACGGAGACUGCAUGCGUCAGGCAAGCAGCAAUCAGAGCAACAGUCAACCGCCUAGUAUUGGGGAGCCGCCAGCCCCCCCGCUGUCCGCCACGUCCCCCGCCCCAAACUCCUCUUCGUCACAGAAGAAGAAGACCCCCACUAACGGUGCUACUAACACCUCCACCCCGGUGAUUACAAAGCAGAUCUUCCCGUGGAUGAAGGAGAGCCGACAGAACGCCAAGCAGAAAGGCAGCGGCUGUACGUCCGCAGGUGAGGUGAGUGACGAGAAGAGCCCGCCCGGGCCCGCCUCUAAACGGGUCAGGACUGCUUACACCAGCGCCCAGCUGGUGGAACUGGAGAAGGAGUUCCACUUUAACAGGUACCUGUGCCGCCCGCGGCGCGUCGAGAUGGCCAACCUCCUGAAUCUCACCGAGCGCCAAAUAAAGAUCUGGUUUCAAAACAGACGGAUGAAAUACAAGAAGGACCAGAAGGCCAAGGGGAUCAUGCACUCUCCCCUCGGACACUCCCCCGACAGGAGUCCGCCGAUGAACGGCCCCAGUCACCUCGGAUACUCCGGGCAGAUCCCGGGCGUCAACACCCUGAGCUAUGACGCGCCGUCGCCCCCGUCCUUCGCCAAACCCCAACAAAACAUGUACGGCCUGGCCGCGUACACGGCACCGCUAGGCGGCUGCCUGCCGCAGCAGAAGAGGUACCCGGGGUCCGAAUACGAACAUCACAGCAUGCAGAGCAACGGCUUUGCCAACGCUAAUUUACAAGGCAGCCCCGUGUACGUCGGUGGGAACUUUGUUGAUUCCAUGCCAGCCUCGGGCCCCAUGUUCAACCUCGGCCAUCUCCCCCACCCCUCCUCCGCCAGCGUGGACUACAGCUGUGCCGCCCAGAUCCCGGGCAACCACCACCAUGGACCCUGCGACCCCCACCCCACGUACACAGACCUCACCUCACACCAAGCGUCUCAGGGAAGGCUUCAGGAAGCGCCUAAACUUACGCAUUUGUAAUAUGUGGUUUCCGACGUGUGUGCCAAAAGUAUGUCGCGAUGUUUUAUUACCUCACUUAGUCUAAUAACACUCCGAGCGAGUCAUGUGUAUUAUUACAGUAUUAUUGAUAUUGAUAUUAAUGCUAUCGUGUGAUUAUUUCCCUAAAUUCAGCUCUGUCCAUUACCUUUUUUAUUUCAGUUUGGAGGAUUCGUAUGCAACACGUUAACUCGUUUAUUUUCCUUUGUUGUGCAAUGAGCAAAUUUGGAGACAAAAAAAAAUUAUGUUCCAUUACUUGAAGGUGAGUCCGUAUAACACGACAUUAGAUUGUCAUCUUUAGUAGAAAAAAUUACGGUUAGUAAAAAAAAAUGAAGAAAAAAUCCCAAUCUGUUGUCAUUAUCCCGUUUUGAUUCAAAGGUAUCGUAUUUAUUUAUUUUAUUCCCAUUGCGUCGCGUUAUCUCUUGUACUAGCAUAUCGCCUAUUUAUUGUUUAACGACUUUUGUAUUGCACAUUAUUUAUCCUUUAUAUGCGAAUAUUUAAAUGUGAUGUUUCUUUUGUAUGAUUGGAGGAUUAUUGCACUUGAAGCGUGCAGGUGAAACAGGGUUCGGCUUUUGCUCGCAGGGUAAGCCUAUUGUUGGGAAAUGUAAUUUCUAAUUGUAAACGUGGGAUUUAAAGGGAUGUCUGCCGGUGUGUGAGCAUCACUGGGCCCUUCGUGGUUCCAAUUUUGUGUCAAACUUCGAGGCUAAAGCGAAACGUAGACUAUCGAAUACUAGGCAUCCAUUUACAAACCAGCAUGUCAUUUUGCGUAGCUCAUUUCUACUUAUUUUUUUCUUGGUUUUACCAUUGUUAUUUAAUUCAGUUUGGAUAUCCAUACAUUUACGAAGGCCUAAUGAUAUCGAAAUGUUAUAUUUUAUUGUGUUUAACAUUUUGUAAAUAAAGUGCUCAAAUAUA